CCGGGGUGGGAGGCUGAACCCGGUGAUUAACGUGCGAAGGAGUGGAGCUCGUGCUGAAUGCUGAAGGAACCUGUUGGGAGGAACUCGGGGAGGCACGAGAGGGCCGGAAAUUACCUGGAGUCCUUCGGAGGACUAACGCAGCUGGAGAGGCACUGCUUAGCUCCGGUCAUGUUCAACUACCUGGCAGUGGAGGUGAGGCCCCAGUCCCACCGCAGCUAUGGGAGCCAGCAAGGGGUGUCGGGGCCGCUGAAGAACCGCCUGGAGCAGCUGAAGAAGCCGUGGUGGAGGGAGCCCACCCCGCUGGUGCUGCAGCACAGUGAGACAGCGAGGCUGGCCGUCGACGCCUUCCUGGAGCAGGGGGAGCGUGGCUACGUGAGUGCCAUCACUGAGGAACGGGAACUGCCUUUUCUUUCCAGCCUGGACAUGGAAUAUAUGAGCCAGCAGAGAAGCCAGAGCUUUCCAGAGUCCAGUGCAAGGAGAGACAAAGAGGGUGAGCCUGCUGAUGGAGAUGGGUCCUCCCUCUACUCCGAGCUGACCUCUGGCACCUACUUUCCUCUCAUGUCUGAUGUGCACCCUCCAGAGCUGGAGCUGGGCUGGCCGGGGAUGCCGAUCGUCACCGUGACAGGCCAGACUCAAGCCACCAUCAUUUUCCAAAGAAACAAAGCUAACAGCAUUAAGGAUUUGCUCCGGUCUCUGAUCAGCCGGGCACGGACGGUAAUAGCAAUUGUGAUGGAUCUGUUUACAGACAUGGAAAUACUGUGUGACCUGCUGGAGGCCUCAAGCAGACGGCACGUUCCUGUUUACCUGAUCCUGGAUGAAGAGUACUUGAAGCAUUUUGUGGAAAUGUGCAAUAAAAUGUCUCUCACUCAGGACAGUUUCCCAAACAUGCGCAUACGAUGUCUGAGCGGAGACACGUACUACAGCAAAGCAGGCAAGAAAUUUGUAGGCCAGGUUCUGGAGAAGUUUAUCCUGAUUGACUGUGAUCAAGUUGUUGCUGGUACAUACAGUUUCACGUGGCUUUGCAGCCAAGUCCACACCAGCCUGGCAACCCAUUUCCGUGGUCAAAUAGUCGCAGAGUUUGACAAGGAAUUUCGGUACCUGUAUGCAGAGUCCAAAGCAGUGACCAGCUUCUGUGUGCCAGAUUCCUCACUUCAGAUCCCCUCGGAAGGUGACGAUUUCCUUUUGAAACCCAUCCGCAUGAAUGACGCAGAAACCGUGAGCGCCUCCAGCAGCCUCUCCAAUGUAAGCAUCAAAAGCGUAAAAAUGUCUCCCUUCAUGAAAAACUCCAGCUACAACGUUCACCAGGACAGGCAAGAUUUGAGCCCUGAUUCUGGUGAUAAGAAGGGGAAGGAUGAUGCGUCUCUGAAGCCCACUUGCCCUACGCAGCAAGGGGAACCACCAGAUUCGGCUAACAGUCCUCCGAAUAAAUCCACGCUGUAUCACAAACCAAAUCUCAUGACAGGGAGGACAUUCUUGCAGCCAGAGCUAUCCCCUGUCUUUGGCUCCUAUAAACCUUAUUACCAAGGCAAUGACAGGGCCAACAGCGGCCACUGCUCCACGCUGACACAGGAGCCGACGCAGCAGUGCCCUUCUGAAGGCACCAGCAGCACCGGGCCGAGCACGAAGCAGAAAGGGCCUGCUGCUCCCUCUGGGGAACCAGCAGCAGAAAAUGACAGCAGUUUUUAUGGGAUGGAGAAAAGACAGGGUUUUGGACAAGGGAAAUUGGACUUGCUGUCUCCGUACAACCAGCCAAAACGUGAGAAAAAGCCUGUAGUUCCUUCCUACGAUAAACUCACUGAGGACAUGCUGUCGGAAAAGAGCAGCGCGUACGGGGCUGAGAAAAGAAUGACUCUUGGGCACAGUAAACUGGAUCUGAUCACCAAAUACAACAAGUUGAAAUCCAAACACAUACACAGUCGGUUCGAACUCUGACCUGGUUCUCCCGCGCCCUGCUGUGUCCUUUGGUCUGAGUUUCAAGCAGUUACCACCAAUCAUUGUAUCUGGGGCUUGAAAUCAAAAUAUGGGUGGGAAAUUGGUCUUGAUGCUAUUAAAGGGUGUCUGUGUUACGCUGCAAUUUCUGAUAUAUUCAGAUGACUGAUUCAGAUAAGAUUAGCAAGAUUAAUUCAAAUUUUCAACUACAAGAUGAUAGCAAGAGGGGCAAUGUGACAUAAAAACGAUGCACACUUCUACACACUUCUUACCCAUUUCCCCCUAAGCCUAAAGUAAAACCCCCACAAGAGCUGCAAACUGGAACUGAGGUUUCCAGGACGAACCCCUGUUCUCUUUGCACCAAGCAAUCCCACUGUCCACUUUCUGAAAACGAAAUGAGCAAACGGGGUGAUGUUAGAAAUAAAAGUGCUGUU
Molecule: messenger RNA, 2363 nt
Organism: Tympanuchus pallidicinctus (lesser prairie-chicken)
Lineage: Eukaryota; Metazoa; Chordata; Aves; Galliformes; Phasianidae
Gene: SACK1C
Product: family with sequence similarity 83 member C
Exons: 4
Coding region: 58-1932 (624 amino acids)
Biological process (GO): epidermal growth factor receptor signaling pathway
Source: RefSeq, a predicted model, not a curated record